Drosophila serrata is the source of this 540-nucleotide messenger RNA. RefSeq lists its product as uncharacterized. The record is from RefSeq and is a predicted model, not a curated record. NCBI's taxonomy places the organism in Eukaryota, Metazoa, Arthropoda, Insecta, Diptera, Drosophilidae.
GUCCGUAUACUUAAUGGUCGCAAUUAGUUUUUCAUCGAGCAAAAGCGACACGCACUUGUCGUAAAGUCCGUUGAACCUGUGGCUAAAUUGAUUUUCGUUCAGGGCAGGCCACACGUUCAUUGAUACAGUUGUUAAAUUUCUUUCCCAAAUAUAUCAUAUAUUUAUAAAUGGAAGAAAACUAUGCCGAAUGAAGAGAACAAACGCUGGUGUGUCAUUGUCAGCUUGGCCACGUGGAAUAUUUUGGCAGGAUUUGGGUUCUAUGCCUAUAUCUUGGAUUGUUAUGGUCACGAAAAGAGGAAGUUCAUGUAUCACACAUUUCAUGGAACUAUUAAUCAGGAUGUAUUGAUAGGAAUUUCUGUGGUGAUGGUUUGCCAAAUAAUAUCCUCGGUUAUUCUGUGUUUGGCACUAAAAGAGUACAGAUCCACAUUUUUACUUUUUGGAAUUUUCUUCAGCAUGCCUUUUCCUGUCGCCUGUCUUCCAGUUUGGCCUCUGGCUAUUGCACACGUAUCUCUUGCUUUAUGGACCCUAAAUUAUAAAUAG